Tripterygium wilfordii is the source of this 1651-nucleotide messenger RNA. RefSeq names its product calmodulin-binding receptor-like cytoplasmic kinase 2. The transcript has 7 exons. Lineage: Eukaryota; Viridiplantae; Streptophyta; Magnoliopsida; Celastrales; Celastraceae. Gene Ontology annotation, molecular function: protein kinase activity; ATP binding. Gene Ontology annotation, biological process: protein phosphorylation. Bases 59 to 1381 code for a protein of 440 amino acids. The record is from RefSeq and is a predicted model, not a curated record.
CCAUUUCGACGUCACAUACAUCCACAUACUCUCUCUCGCUCUCUGUAAUUCUCUCACAAUGGAAAGCCCAAACUCGUGGUACGGUCGUCGGAACAAGAGCUCCGACGGAGCAAGGUCGACGCCAAGUCGCUUUAGUCACUCGCCAAGCCCCUCCUACUCCGACGCCUCCACGAUCUCCAGCAAGUCCAAGAAUCCGGUGGCCAACGCAGCCAGAUCGGUAGCUGGAGUUUUCGUUACCUGCUUCACGCCGCCUGAGACAGAGAACUCCAAGAAAUUCAGAGAUUCAGAUGACUUCAAAGCUUCUCCUGUUCCAUCCGACUCUUCGCGAGGACGAAGUUCAAAUAGAAGUAUUCAUAGCAAUUCGCAAAAUUCAGUCCAUGGGAGAGAGGCUGGGAGAGUCAGGUUUACUAUGGAGGAAAUUCUCAAGGCCACGAGGAACUUCUCACCUCCAUUGAAGAUUGGACAAGGUGGUUUUGGGACAGUCUACAAAGGCAGACUCCAAGAUGGAAAUGUUGUUGCCAUCAAACGAGCUAAGAAGAGUAUGUAUGAUACGCAUCUGGGGGUGGAAUUCCAAAGUGAAAUUCGGACAUUGGCACGGGUGGAACAUUUGAAUUUGGUCAAGUUUUAUGGGUAUCUAGAGCAUGAGGAUGAAAGAAUUGUCGUUGUUGAAUACGUUCCCAAUGGAACUCUCCGUGAACACUUGGAUUGUAUGCAUGGCACUGUCCUUGAUCUUGCUGCCCGGCUAGAUAUUGCAACCGAUGUGGCACAUGCAAUUACCUACCUCCAUAUGUAUACAGAUCAUCCUAUUAUUCAUAGAGACAUUAAGGCUUCCAACAUCCUUCUCACUGAAAACCUUAGAGCAAAGGUUGCUGAUUUUGGCUUUGCUAGACUGGCAGCUGACACUGAUUCAGGUGCUACCCAUGUCUCUACCCAAGUAAAGGGAACUGCUGGCUACUUGGAUCCAGAAUACCUGAAGACCUAUCAACUUACUGAGAAGAGUGAUGUUUAUUCUUUUGGUGUGUUACUGGUUGAACUGGUAACAGGCAGACGCCCUAUUGAAACAAAAAGGGAACUCAAAGAGCGGGUUACUGCAAGAUGGGCAAUGAAGAAGUUUACUGAGGGAGAUGCCAUUUCAGUCUUAGACCCGAAGCUGGAACGGACUUCUGCAAACCACCUGGCUGUUGAAAAGAUUUUUGAACUAGCCUUACAAUGUCUGGCUCCAAACAGACAUAGUCGGCCAAGCAUGAGGAGGUGUGCAGAGAUUCUUUGGAGCAUCCGCAAGGAUUAUAGAGAUUUAACAGCUUCAGACUUUCGUUCUCUUUCCUUUGACUCUCAGAGUCAGCGGAGUACUUCUAAGAGAGACGGACAGGCAAAUGGCUGAAUAAAUUCCCAAUGUGAGUUGCGAUCCAGUGAAUACAGGAUUGCAUGUUAGGAGCCAAUAAGCUUCAAGAGACAGACGUGAAGAUAGUGUUUUAAAAGAAAGUCCUCGUAUGUACCAAGCACUUUGUACUCAAACCUGUUCAUGGGGUUUUGCCUAGUAUGUAAGAAAUUCACCUUGAGGUGAGAAGGUUUCUUUCUUCCACUUGAAUUUGUGUGUAUUGUUGAUAAUUUUGUUAUUCAAUUCAUUUGGCUAUGGAUCGAUUGAUGUGUA